CAUCGCCCUUUGUUCCGACAGUAUUCUUCUAAUCGGCGAAGAGUAAGAAAAGCUACCGAAAGAGGAGAGAAAGAGAGAGAGAGAGAGAGAGAGAGAGAAAAGGAGAUAGAAAGAGACAGAAAGAGACGACGACACAGUAGAUGGAACGGCAGACUUCAAUGGAAGACUCCAGCUAGCAAAAUGUCAACCCGGUCGCAGCUCACGAAGGAUUUAAACGAAUCGGUGAAAGCGCUACUCGGCAAGCAUGUGAAGAUACUAUUAAAGAACGUGGUGAAAUUGGAAACAAAGCAGGAUAAACUGGAAAAUCGUGUUCUUGUAUUUUCGCCAUGUCGCCUCUUUCUCUUAUCGGCCAAAGUACCCACAAGAAUCGACUGCCAUUUUCAUUACCUAGAGAUAACGGCCAUAGAGUCGAGGAGAGCAAAUCAGCUAUGUUUGACCGUUGGAGAACGAUAUUACAAUUUUACCACAAACAGCGUCGGCGGGGAUACCACGGAAGUGGAUGCUAUGAUAGAGGCCUUACAUACGGCAAUUCGAAAUAUCUUUCCUACCGUACCAUUAAAUUACAUUAUACGAAAAAUAGAGGUAAUACCAGCUAGCAGACUGCAGAGUAUACGAGGGAGCGAAUUAGCUAGGAGCACAGAAGCCACAAGACAUACAGGACCUUGUGGUGGUUUCUCUACUCAGUAUGCAUGCAUGUGUGACUUGCAUAGUGUACCCUACAGGGAGGAAGUGGCCUGGGACGUCGACACAAUAUACCUUUCGCAUGACACCAGAGAAUUGAAUUUGAGAGACUUUGAUCAUCUAGAUCAGAAGGACUUGGUGCCAAUUAUCUCGGCCUUGGAAUAUAAUACCUGGUUUACAAAAUUAAGGGCGUCCCAUCUUAAACUGAAUCAUGAGCCUCUUGAGAGACUGUUACAUAUUAUGCGAAGAUCUUUAUCUAUUCAAGAGCUUUAUUUGGAUAAUCUCGGAAUUAAAUGGGAUUUUGCUCACAAAUUGUCGUUAGCCUUGAUUUCUAACGCUAACACGAUGCUGCAAACGAUAGAUCUGUCGCACAAUAUGAUCGAAGACAAAGGAGCCUCUAGCUUGUGUGGGAUAAUAGCCAAGUUAAUGCAAGGUGGUACUCAUCUGAGCGGUCCUAUUGGCAAGCUGCCUAAAGGUUUACAAAAAUUGAAUUUGGCCCAUUGUGGAUUAACCGGGAAAGGUAUAAGCCAAAUAGCGCAUGCAUUAAGUUUGAACAGAAGCAUGCCAACUAGUUUGCGAUAUCUGAAUCUUUCGGAGAACACCUUAAAAGACGACGUCAAUAAUUUGUGCAAUUUUUUGGCGCAACCUAAUAGUUUAACACAUCUAGAUCUUAGCGGUACAGAUACUACUUUAGAAUGUUUGUUUGGUGCAUUAUUACGGGGUUGUGCAACUAAUCUAGUCCAUCUAAACGUUGCCCGGAAUUCUUUUUCGAGCAAGAAGACCAAAGAAAUACCUCCGAGUUUUAAGCAAUUUUUCACGGCAACUCUGUCGUUGAAGUACUUAAAUAUAUCUUCGUGCAAAUUACCAUUGGAGGCAUUAAAACACCUGCUACUCGGUCUGGCAUGCAACGAAAGUACAGUUGGCCUAGAGCUUGACAUGAGCGGAAAUAAUUUGGGCUCCAUGGGCGCACAUGUUCUAGAAUCCUGCAUUCACGGAGUUCGAUGUAUAGCAUCGUUGGAUAUAUCAGACAGUAAUAUGGAUGUUGAUUUGGCGCAAGUUAUAACAGCAGUUGGCAAAAAUAAAUCGAUAAAGCAGCUUUACAUGGGACGUAAUACCGCCAGUAUGAAAAGCAAGCACAUAGCUGUCGUGAUGGAUGCCUUGGUGCAAAUGCUCCAGGAGGAUGACUGCGUCCUUCAAGCGUUGCAUCUACCUGACUCCCGAUUGAAAGGCGAUCUCUAUAACUUGAUCAACGCUCUUGGUAGCAAUACAUGUCUUCAUACCUUGGAUAUUAGCGGCAAUCAGAUAGGUGAUCCUGGUGCGAGAUUGUUGGCGAAAGCAUUGCAGAUUAAUAAUCAUUUACGUACCAUUAUAUACGACAAGAAUAACAUCACGUUACAAGGCUACGCGGAUAUCGUUCACGCUCUAGAGAAAAAUUGUAGCGUACGGCAUAUGCCAUUUCCAAUUUACGAUCUGCAACCCUGUAUGAAAACCUCUACGGAAAAAACGGAACAGUUAGCCAAGAGGAUACAAGAUCUGCUGCAAAGAAAUGUUACACCGUGCAAAUACAGCCAUGGGCAAGCAUUCAGGCUACAACAGGGAUUUCUAUUGAGUUCCACGCAGCAAAUGGUCGACAGACUCGUUGUUCAAACUCAGGACACUAUCAAGGCCCUCGCAGCGGAGAGCUGCGACGCUAAUAACGAUAUCAAUUAUGCCACUGGACUUAUACAAGACGCGGAUAAUUCUAAACAGUUAUUGCCAAGAUUACAUGAAGUGCUUCAAAGACGUGACGAGAAUAAUCCGAUUGAACUAAAGUUACACGAUAUGGCAAAUGAACUUCAUAAAGUUAUAACGGUAUAUCUACAGGAUUCUUUGGAUGCGAUGUUAAAGUGUGCGAAUGAGCAAUGUCCUACUAUACUUUCGCAAACAGUGAUCAGAGGUGAUGAAAGCGAACCGAUUGCGGUGCAAGAUGAUCUUCGUAAUACCUGCAAAGAGAAAAACCAAAUCAACAACGAAUUUAUACAUACCACUGUUACUGAACAAGCUGGUGCAGAUAUUGUUAAUAGAGUCAACGAGCUUAAUUUAGCAGUUGCAGCGCAUAUAUCCGACAGAAUUACGGACGAGGUAAUCGAGUCAUUAUCACGAAGUUAUAAAACUUUGAUUGGCGAUUGUGAUAGCCGAACAAGAAGCAGCACACCAGAUGUUUUACGACCUAGCGCUGGCUCGAUGAGCAGUGGAAGUGUGAUAGGUGUGACUAGCGCGAGCGGUAUGUCCAUGACUUUACCUCCUGGUAGAGCCAGCCUGGUGUCUGAAGAAGACGGUCCGCCGGAGACAUGUUCAUUGGCAGAUUCCAUUGGCGUCAGCGAUCAAUCACCAAUGAAAUUGGAUUAUCUUAAUCUGGCAACACCACAUCUAUCGAACAAACGUAAAAGUCUGCACGGAAGGAAAUUGAGACCUAAAUCCGUAGUGGACUCGGUUGAAGGAUUAUCCGCCGAUGAUAUACCAGAUCUUUUGCCGUCGUUGCCAAAGAGUCAAGCGGAAGCCAUCUCAGAAACCGAGCACUCGUUGACAGAGUCAUUAGAUUCCGUCUCGGAAUUGCCCAACACCGUGGGCCAACAGUUGCAGCAUCUGGUCAAGUCUAGACCGCGCAGAACGAAAACGCGAGCACCCACGAGGCCGAUGUUAAGACCGGAUCAACCAACCGACGGUCUCGCCCUAGGUGAAGGUCUCGACGUGUUUUUCCGACCUACUACGCCUACCACUCCUUUGAUUUCGCCUACGAGCGACGACAGCUCUUUACAUACUUUCCCAACGGAUGGCAGUCCUAAUUUAUCGCUGACGAGUCACAAGAGCAUUCCACCUGAUAUAGAAAAGAAGCACAGUUGCAAUUCACCGAUGCUAAAGACGCUUUUGGAACCGGCGCCACGUUCGCGAUCCAGCGACAACUUGGAAAAAUUUUCUCCCCUCGUUGGUAGAAGAUCACAAGGUGAUUCUCCGCUUACCGCUUCACCGCUCGCCCGGAGAAAUACUACAGACAGCGCUCAAGCUCACGAGAGAACGAAAGGCGAGGCUUUCGUGAAGGAGACUUGUAACAGCGCUUCCACGAAUGACGGGAGCGACGAUUCUAAGCGCAGCACACUAACAAACUUAUCUAAUAUUAGUCCGCGUGGCUCACACGACAUCGAAGACGCUUUUGGAGCGAGUACGUCGGAGAAAGACCAAGAGAAUCGUAAAAGUGUCGUGAAGAAGUCGACCUCUGACGCAGAAAAGUCAUCCUCGUCCGUCAAACUACGAUCGACCGGUCAUGAUCUAAGAAGUCCGAUAAACGGUAAUAACAGUAGCACCAAAAGUACAUCCGAUUCGGCCAAGUCUCCUGUAUUGAAACCGUUGAAGAAUAGCGGGCCUACGAGCGACGGAAAGAGCAACGGUUCACUCGUGAAAAAUAAGCCUACUCCACCAGCGACGGCGCCUAAACCACGACCAUGGAGCAUGGCUACCGAUAGAAAAUCCGGAGAAUUUAGUCUCUUAAGCGAUGGUUCUAGUCCGAACACUUCAGCCGGCAACACGCCUGAUUCUGGCGACGCUCUCGAUGAAUCUACCGACAGCGGUGUCAGCGGACCGGCUUCUUUGCCGCCGACAUUAUCGGCGAGCAGCACUACAAGUUCGUUGAGCAAUACGAGCGUGGAGAAGAGAUCGGUGAGGGAAUUGGCAGCGAGCUUGAAUAAGAGCAAGACGGAUAGGAAGGAGAACGAGCAUGCCACACCUGCAGCAUGGCGGUCGUUACUCCAACGUUCUGUCGAUCGAGCAGAUGCCAAGGCAACGGAAGUGCCGAAAACGGUUGAAGAGAGUCGUCUCAGCUUUAAGCUUCGUCGCACAUCAUUCUUGCGCGAUUCAAAUUUCAAUUACAAUAACAACGAUGUAGUUGAUGUUUGAUUGCGCUCGGACGGAUGAUCAGCGUUGCACCGUAGGAAUACUUUCUUCCGUAUGCUGAUGCCGAAUAUUUGGCACAUGAGAUAACAGUACUUUUGUCUUCGUGCCAUAGAAAGUCUUAUUGUGUAUAUAAAUAAAUAUAUAUAUAUAUAUAUAUAUAUAUAUAUAUAUAUAUAUAUAAAUCUUGUGACCGGUUUUAACAUUUAGAGACAGGGUACUGAAAGUUUUUACAGCAACUAAAAGUACUAAUCUGUUGUUAAGGUGGCAUUAGAGAAUCUUAUACUAGUUUUAUAUGACGUCGCGUAUUUACACGCAGCCGUAAAUUUUGACUUAGUCACGUACUCACGUGUUAUCUAUAUACGCUUCAUAUAUAUUUCUUGUACGAAGACCAAUUAUUUUUAACCGCGCGUCUUGAUCUUUUUUAUUAAGAUACUUGACACUUCCAGUGAGAUUAAGCCUCAUUCCGUCGGAUCCUUGCCGAGCGAUACGUUAUAAUGCCACGUAAAGAUUUUAACGAAAGUGUUCUAUUCUUUGAAGAUUUCUUUCCGUAUGUUUAUACGUACUUCUAUAUUGUUUGUGCAUUUCAACAUCGAGAAUGUCUAGAAUAGAGAUACAAAUGAAACACAUCACAAUUACAGUAAAAUAGGCUAAAUCGUUUUUCCGUAGGAUGUUGAGAGUAACGGCAGUUGGUGUGAAAUAGGAUAACACGUUGCGUAAAAGAAACGUAAGUGUCUUCCAAAAUCGUAUAACAAGCUGCAGCAAUGAAUCUCGUGCAUACGUAUUCUUUCAAAAAGCAACGUCCAUUAUAAUAUUUUUUUCCUCGAGUGCGAUAUUAAUCUGUGAUUAAUUCGUAGAAAUAAAUUUAAAGGAGAUUUAGCCUAGUUGAAGUUGAUACACAACAAUAUGUUUUAGUAUCCAUAGAAAAGUGUAUUAGGAGGUGAAUUUUUCAGCUAAAUCUUAGAUGGCAGCUUUUAUUGUAUUUAUUACUUAUAUUUAUGCAGCUAAUAAUUUUUUUUGUGCCAGACGAUGAAAUUGAUCGUAUAAAACGAGAAUUUAUCUUUAGCGCAUUCAAUUUAUGUUACUUUAUACGCUUGGUAUUAAUUUUUAUAAAAGUUCCGAUUCGAUCUCAACUUCUGACCCAUCGUGAUACUUUUCUUUUUUACUUUGAAAAUUUAUGAAUUUAUACUAACCGCAUAAAGCGUUAACAAUCAUUGUAAACGUAAAAUUUAUUGUAGAAAAUUUGUAUACGCAAGCACAGCGUUGCGUUUUUAAUGUUAUUUACAGAGAUUGUAGAAUUCUAGAUAUAUCUCGCCAUUCAAUAUUGGAAUAGGAUUAACAAUGCAAGAUUAUUUAUAAAGAUACUUUGCGUCGCGGAUUUUCAGAGGAAAUCUUUUUAAUGAAAACAUUCUUUAUAGACGUUAGAUUCAGUAUGAAAUUUAUAUAAUCUCGUAUUGAAAACGUACUUGCCCUUUUAUAUAGCGACAAACGCGUGUACAUAUACAUGUAAAAAAAGACUUAUGUAUAAUAAUGAUGAAUGAAAAAAUUCAUAGAGAGUCCGUGAUUCUUAUUGAUCAAAGUGAAGUAACGCGGGAAAAGGAUCGAAACAUCUAUUGUGAAUUUUUUACCACUUAAUUAUCAUCACGUAACAUUGAUAUUGAGCCCUUAUAUGAUACAUAGAACAUGUGAUUGUUGCAUCUUAUAAUAUUACCUAUUAACAAUGGAGAGCGUUCUCUCCUUAACAUUAAGCAAACGAGUAUUAAGGUAUCGUGUUGAUAAAAAUUAUUGUACGUAUGUGUAUGCGUGAAUGUGUGUGUGUGUGUGCGUGUGUGCGCGCGCACAUGUGCCGUAAGAUAUAUUUAGAUUGUAAAAGCGAUGAAACGCGUGUAAGAAAGACGCGAUUGUUCAACCUACAUGUGCGAGAUACGCGGGAGACCACCAUAUAGAUAUACAUGAUGUCCCAGAUUUAGUGUGACUCGGCGAUAGAUUUCUGAGUUCAUUUUGCGAUGAAGAUCUGAAUAUUGAAAUAAAUUUAAGAAUCUGCCAUUGACGGAUAUCACUAAAUCUGGAACACUAUAUAAUUGCGGAUUUAUAUAAGAUACCUUUAAAAGGACCUAUACAAGACACCUCUGAAAGGAAAAGAAACAUCGGUCCUAAAGCGUACCUCUUUUAAAUUUAACAUGCGAAAUCCGCGAAAGGAUGCACUCUCAAACUUGCAUGGUCUACUAGAUAAACGUAAGAAAGUCUUAUAUUAAUACUUAAUCGAUCCGACUCGAGAGAUAGAUUCUACUCGUGAGAUCGUCUUUGCGAUAUUUACUUUUAGAUACGCGUCGUCCCCGACGAUUUAUCGGGCUCGUCCUUAGAGCGAGAUUUUUAAACGCAUUUUUGAAUAUUCGAUUAAAAACUUAUAUACUCGUCUUUUACUGCGUUACAAGCGAUUUUUUUUAUAUGUGGCGUAUACGUAUUCGUCUAUCUGAAAGAUGUGUAGGAGAAAUUGGGCGUUAUUGUGUCGUAAAACGAUUCUGCCGAUUAUUGUGCCAAAACGUCUAUUAUACAGCGAUUACAUACAUCUUUUGUACGAUUAAAAAGGACUCGCUCCACUCUCGAUCGGAUCUCGUCCGCCGCGUCGUUUGCAAUCGCGUCACUCUCUUAAUUCGCUCGCGGACAGUACGAUUUCACGAUACUGUACAUAAUCGAGAAUCCAAUAAUCUCAUUCCAUAACGUUACUUACCAACUAGAGUUGCGUUACUCUCAUUUGUGUGUAUAUACGUAUUUAUGAAGCACACAUAUAGUAUAUAUACAUAUAUGUAAAACGAGAGGAGUAUCUGGUACGUGUGCGUGAUGUAGCGUGUGAUAUAUUCGCAUAUUUAAAUCUUCCCUGAUACACACAUUCCUGUAUGCAUUACACGAUACAUUUCUAUAUACAUAUGAAUGCGAAAAAAAAAAUUACGCAAGACGCACGUCGAAAUAUAUUGUGAAUAUUAAUAUUUCAAUUGCGCCCGCUCGAUCGAGCGAUUCAGCGAUGUUAACAUUUGCAAUUUAUUUUGUCGGACAGCUUGAUAGAAGCGCGACUCUAUCCGUUUACGAAUAAAAUAAAAACUCGUAACCACAUAUAUAAA
Solenopsis invicta (red fire ant) is the source of this 7724-nucleotide messenger RNA. It is a transcript of the gene LRR, whose product is annotated as F-actin-uncapping protein LRRC16A. The record is from RefSeq and is a predicted model, not a curated record. Gene Ontology annotation, biological process: regulation of Arp2/3 complex-mediated actin nucleation; cell migration. Lineage: Eukaryota; Metazoa; Arthropoda; Insecta; Hymenoptera; Formicidae. Gene Ontology annotation, molecular function: protein binding. Gene Ontology annotation, cellular component: plasma membrane; lamellipodium. Bases 181 to 4611 code for a protein of 1476 amino acids. The transcript has 24 exons.